AUGAACCGGAACAAUGGACGACCAACCUUCAGCCAGGGACAACGUAAAUCCGGCUCUACUAAGGAUUUCGGAAGAUUGACCCCGGAGAAAGCAAUUCUCGGCACCUACGAAAUUGCACCCAGCCAGAAAUCCAAUGGUCGCAGCCGACGCAGCGAAGGAAGAGGCAUCAAUAGCGGGGACCACGCCAGUCAAGUGCGCCGAGGUCAGCUUCAAUCCUUGAAGCAAAUCCUGCCAGCAGGAGCAUUACAUGGCUGGGGUAACGACGAUGUUCCCUCAGAGCUGCGAAACGAACCCUGGAAAUUCAAUACCUUCGAUGAUCUUCAAGAACGACUGGAGAACAACCUAGUACUAGGCAGAGCUUGGAUUUGGAUCGGUAAAAAAUGCCCGAAACAUGAUAUGUCCGAACAAGAAGGGAAAGUGGAGAUCCAGAAGGCUAUUCAGAGGAUGGAUGAAAGUCUCACCAAAUUUUAUGAAACAAUUUUCUUCUAUCACAUGAAAUAUCCCAUAUCUUUCACUAUCUAUCAUGAUAAUCUGCGCUGGUCCCUGACUCCUUACUUCCUACUAGAAGAAAUUACUAGGACUUCCAUCGACUUCGGAUUGGAACCCUUUCGCGGUUAUCCUGCCUACCUGCUUCAUUGUGUCAAAUCCUGUCUGUCGUAUGAAUGGCUGUUAGAUCCUCGCCUUCCUACUCACAUGGUUCCACAUAUACUCCACUCUACUCUAUUGACAACUUCUAUUAUGGACGCUCUCAAUAUCUCUUGCAUUCUACCCAACUACAAGUUCAACAAUAUGGCACCUAACAAACCAUAG
Molecule: messenger RNA, 810 nt
Organism: Lindgomyces ingoldianus
Lineage: Eukaryota; Fungi; Ascomycota; Dothideomycetes; Pleosporales; Lindgomycetaceae
Exons: 7
Coding region: 1-810 (269 amino acids)
Source: RefSeq, a predicted model, not a curated record